This is a messenger RNA of Ylistrum balloti, 2185 nucleotides long. RefSeq names its product UNC93-like protein MFSD11. The record is from RefSeq and is a predicted model, not a curated record. NCBI's taxonomy places the organism in Eukaryota, Metazoa, Mollusca, Bivalvia, Pectinida, Pectinidae. The transcript is spliced from 14 exons. The coding region runs from base 1 to 1344 and encodes 447 amino acids.
AUGGCGGAAGAAGGUGUAUACGAUGUUAGGCUGGUUAAUAUAAUACUUGUAGGAUUUGCAUUCAUGUUUCUAUUUACAGCGUUUCAGACAGCUGGAAUGUCAGAAACUGCUGUUUUGAAGAGUGCUCGAGAGGAUUCCAAUGGAACAUUUACUGGAGAUGGUUCUAUCAGCCUUGGUGUGAUAUAUGCAGUUUUUGCAGCUGCAAACUGGAUUGCUCCUCCCAUAGUCAGUGUUGUAGGUCCAAAGUACACCAUGUUUUUGGGUGCUAUUCUUUACUUUUUGUUUAUCCUGUCCUUCUUGAAGCCGAUGACAUGGGCAUUGUAUACAGGGUCUGUUUUGGUGGGCCUUGGAGCAGCAAUUUUAUGGACAGCCCAGGGAAAUUUUCUCACGAUUAAUUCAGAUUCCAAUACAGUUUCCCGAAAUAGUGGAAUAUUUUGGGCACUACUUCAAUGCAGCUUGCUGAUAGGAAAUAUUUACAGUUACUAUGUGCUGAAAGGAAGAGAAAACAUUGACAGUAGCGAGAGGUUUCAACUGUUUGCUGGUUUAAGUGGGGCUGCUCUUGUUGGCGUACUUCUGUUUCUUACCCUACGUAAUAGGCGCAACACAGACGCAGAAAACCUCAUCAAUCUGAACUCCAGUGGUACACAAUCAGAAGGUCCAUUGUCUGCUGUUAAAAGGUCUUUUCAUCUUAUGAAAUCCCGUGAAAUGCGUUUGCUGAGCGUUGCCAUAGCCUAUACAGGUGUAGAACUGACAUUCUUCAGCGGAGUAUAUGGUUUUUGUAUCUCCAACAAUACACAUUUUGGUGAUGACUCCAAAGGGCUGAUUGGAAUAUCAGGGAUCUUUAUUGGUGUAGGAGAAAUUUUAGGUGGCGCCAUGUUUGGACUGUUUGGGAAGAGGACCAACAAGUAUGGACGAGACCCUAUAGUGGUGCUGGGAUAUGUCUUACAUAUGGUGUGCUUUUUCCUCAUCUUCAUCAACAUGCCAAGUGAUUCAACAUUCAAUCAUACCUCAUCUGAAUCUGCAGCAACAUAUCUUAGUCCAUCAAGUAAAGAUGUUGCCAUUCUGUGUUCCUUUUUACUUGGCUUUGGAGACAGUAGUUUUAAUACGCAGAUAUAUUCCAUCUUAGGGUUCAUGUUUCCAGAAGACAGUUCCCCGGCAUUUGCACUGUUCAAGUUUGUCCAGUCUGUAACAGCGGCCGUGUCAUUCUACUACAGUACUCACCUGUUGUUACACUGGCAGCUCCUUAUCCUGGUUAUCCUCGGGACACUAGGCACAUGGUGUUUCUGUCUGAUUGAAUGGAGUGCCACUAAGGCCUUCAGGGCUGGCUACCAGUCCAUCGGAUGACAAUCAAAGGUUGACAGCCAGGAUAUCACCUGUGCUGUUGACAAGGACCUUGCAGUUGAAGAUAAUGUGAUAUUACCGACAGAUUCUGCUAGAGAUGAGGAUAAUGUGAUGACUUGACCACAAAGAUAGAUAUAUUGACAUAAGAAGUUGAUGUUUUACUGUGAUAUAUAAGUAUUAAAAAACAAGCGGUGGUAUUGUAUGUAAUUAUCUUUAUGUGGGUUUUUAUGAUUUAAAAUUAAAACCAGAAUUCCAGGUCCAAGGAUGUACCUGCAUUGGUUCAGCACUACUAAUUUAUAUGUCAGUGGUUACCAAAUCAAAUCAUGUAGUCAUUUAGAUAGUAUUGUAUUCUCACUGCCAUUGUACUACCAGGAUUAAUGGUUUCUCAAGGACAUUGCACCGAUUGGAGGAAGUUUGGUCACAUGACCAGGAUAUUUUGUUUAAGGCCUAGCAGCGUUAGAUACAUUUUUUAUUAAAAUUUGUUUGUGUGGUAUGUUAUUUCAUUCAUACAGGACUACCAGAUGUUGACAGUUUACUGUAGCUUGAUAUGUUAGUUUUAUGAUUGACAGGGAGAUAUAUUUUAUUGUGCUUCUUUCCCAGUUUUGUUUUUUUGGGUUCAGCUACACAAUUUUUUAUUUUAGAUACAGUACUUGUAUAUGGUUAUUACAAAUGUCUGUAUUUCUCAUGUUUGUAUAAGUUCUUCAUUCAGUACAGGUGCUUUGAAUUAUGUAGCCAUUGGUGUCAGAAAGCAAUAAAAGCUAAUAUCUGUCACACUCACCUUCAUUAUCACACAGGAAAGGUAAUAUCCAUCCACACGGGUUACAUAGGUAGACGGGGCACUCUC